UACCAAAAUUCAAGAUUGAAGCAAUGGAUAGCGACAAAGACUGUGACAGUUUGACUGACAGCUUCAAAGAAUGUGCUUUCUUUAAAUAAACCACCCAGAACUCUAUCAACAUUCAUGACUGAAGAAAUGGGUAGUCAGCCACAAGAAGACUUAACAGAUUGACUCAUAAUUUUUCACUUCAGACUUCAGAAAAUGUCUUCUAUUUAAAUGAAUCUCGCAAUGACAGAACUCAUCAGAAUAUUGGAAGAUUGAAGAAAAUAGAAAUGGCUAGCAUAUAACAGCUGGGCUUCUCAGCUACAUUAUUCCAAGAAGCCUUCAAAAUUGUCUCCAUUCUUUUUCUCUUCUCUUUCCCCCUCUUCACCUUCCUGAUUUCAACUCUUCUAUUCUCAGCAGCCAUUCUUCUUCCUUGACCUUUUCUGUACAAAGCCAACAGCAUUUUGUGGAGGUAACAUCGAAAUGGGUUUUAAGGAGAUUCGGGUUCAAGUCGGCAUACUGGUAAAUUUAAAUCAAAAUUUCAUUGUAGUUUCUAUGGUUGGUCAAAUCUCUAAACGUUUUAUUCAUUACUCUGUUAACAAUUAUCAAAUGUAGCAUGUCUUUGAGAUGUUUAGGAGAUUUAAUCAAAUCAAAGGGAUUCGAAAGAAAUUUUCAGGGCCCAAAAGACAUCAAAGUUUGAAUGAUACGUACUAAAAAUGAUAAUUUAACAAUUUCUUAAGAAACUUAUAGUUGACUUUGGCAUGUGACUCGCACAUGCAGGCUGACACUAGUCACCAAUCGACUGGUGACAAGACACCAAGAUGAAGACCAUCGAGGCUAUGUUCUUUAAAUGAUGAAAAUUUCAGAGAUUCAAGAUUCAUAAUGGAUAGCCAUCAGAUUCUGGCGAAACAGAAACUGGGCUUCUCUGCUUCACUCCGAGAAGCCUUCAAAAUUUUCUUUCAUUGUCCAAACUUCAUUUCUCUCGUCAUCGUCUUCUCCUUCCCCUUCUUUGCCUCUCUCCUCGCCCACCACAUUCUCCUUCAUCCAACCUUCGUUCAACUCCUCAAACUUCUCUCUCAGGAAAAUCCUUUUGAUCCAUCUCAAAGGUACAUCAUCAGGUGUCAGCUAGGUGAUACCAGACACUGCUUAUCGCAACGCUCCUCUGACAACUAUAACUUAAAAGAAACUCUCUCCCACAGGUUUCUGAUCUCAACUCUUCUCUCUUCAGUACUCAUCUUCUUCCUAGACCUUCUCUCCACAAUCUCAACGGUCUCCAUAUCAGCAUCAAUAUAUGCAGGAAACUCUCAAAUGGGUUUCAAGGAGAUGCUGGUUGAGGUCAGAAAGCUGUUGGCUGCAAGACUGAGAGGCACAAUGGCAACAUCUCUGUAUGUUCUUUUGAUUGCUUCACUAACUCUGCUGGGUUUGGUCGCUUUGUCAACAAACAUGUUUUUGAUGCCAAAAAGCUCAUUUAUCUUUGGGACAAUCUUUGUAAUUUUGUUGGCAAAAUACAUAGAGUGGAGUGCUAUUUGGAACAUGGGAAUUGUUAUCUCAAUCUUGGAUAAGAACCAUGGAUACAUAGCAAUUGGAGUGGCAGCAUAUUUAAGCCGAGGCAGCAGGAAAUUAGGGUUCAGUUUGAUGCUAGUUUUCUUUGCUUUGAAGGUAGCUUUUGCGCUACCAUGUCUCUAUGCUUUGUGGAAUGAGGGGAGUUGUGGGGCUUUGGGGAAUGUGGUGUCUGUGAGUUUUAAGUGUGUGGGAGAUAUUGUAAUGUGGGUUGUUCUCAUGGUUUAUUUCUAUGACUGCAAAAGGGAAUUUUUGGAGAAGAAGAUCGAUUUGGAGAAUAAUGGGAAAGCCAUAAAGGCUAAUCAACAAUAAAUCCAAUGGAAUGGAAGUAUGCUUUUGAAUCA
Messenger RNA from Cucumis sativus (cucumber), 1877 nucleotides. RefSeq lists its product as uncharacterized. Bases 856 to 1845 code for a protein of 329 amino acids. NCBI's taxonomy places the organism in Eukaryota, Viridiplantae, Streptophyta, Magnoliopsida, Cucurbitales, Cucurbitaceae. The transcript has a single exon. The record is from RefSeq and is a predicted model, not a curated record.